This is a messenger RNA of Leptopilina heterotoma, 1931 nucleotides long. RefSeq lists its product as uncharacterized. Lineage: Eukaryota; Metazoa; Arthropoda; Insecta; Hymenoptera; Figitidae. The coding region runs from base 265 to 1878 and encodes 537 amino acids. The record is from RefSeq and is a predicted model, not a curated record. The transcript is spliced from 5 exons.
UGUCAUCCGACACAUUUAUGAAUAGAAUAUAUAACUCGAAAAUUUUUUGGUAAUAAGUUUUAUAUAUGGCAACACUGUAGAAAUAUCUGAAAACUUGGCAGCUUGUUGUAGUCACAACAGUAUAUGAGUGAAUGUAGUUACGUAUCUAUCGAGUGUUAAUGUUUUUUAAAACUAUAUGUAUAAUAUUAAAACUUUAAAUUUUCCCGCAUUUUAUAAAAAUAUUAAAUUUUAAUACAUCACCGAACGAAUAUCGGAGUUAAUAAGAUGGCCAAGGAAUUUAUGGAAGAUGUUUCACAAACUUCAACAUCAUCAACAGCGGUACCGACAAUGUCUGUUGGUACAACAACUGUAGCAUCAUCAAUUUCAAAUUUGCCAACAGUUUCAACAAAUACUGAAUCAAUAAAUUCUACAAACAGUGCAUUGCAAAAAAUUGAUGAUUCUAAAGAAAUGAAAUCAGAAUCAUUGGAACAAAUUGAAACCUCAAGGAAUAUGUCAUGGGCUCCACCAAUUACGUCAGAUGUAAUCACGACACAGCCAUCACGAUCAGUUUCUUCGAAAUUAGACUUAGUUGAAUCAUCUGAAAAAAAUGACAACCCAAAUAAUAAUAAGUCAUCAUCAAUGUUUUCAAUUAAUAUAGAAAUAAAAUCAAAUAAUGAUAGUAACAAGAUUACUGAAAUUGAAAUGAAAUCACUAGUAAAGGAAUUAAGAAAAGCAAAAAAGAUUGUAAAGAAUUUAUUCUCAACAGAAGAAGAGAAGAAUAUUAAAUUAACAGAGUCAUUAGAAAAUAUUUUCAGUUUUGUCAUUAAAACACGGACGAAAAUGACAAAACAACAGGCAACAUUAAUAAAUGACGUAUUAAGGAGUAUUUUAAAAAGACGAAGAAAACUUGAAAUGAUUCCAUCUGGUUGGAUUUUUUAUUUUCUGACAAUUAUCAUGUUAUUAAGAAUGUUUUGUGACAUUUUUUCCACUGUUCAAGUCAUCAAGUCUGGAUUAAUAUUUUCAAAAAUAUUUCUCCUUACAAUCGAUUUAUUGGGAUGUGUUUUUACAAUUCUAAUAAUGAUGUCAUUUUGUUGGAAGUCACCAGUACAAGCAAUUGAUCUUUUCUUUUGUAUUAUAUGGACGAUGUUGUAUGGAAUUAUAACAACGGUAGUUAUUGUUACUUCUCCUAUUACGCCAGUGUCAAUAAUUAUUUGCGGAUAUAUGUCAAUGCUAACGUGUAUUGUUCAGGGAGGAAUAAAAAUGUUUUUUAAUUAUUGGAAAAAAUCCAAUAGAUCAAAACAUGUAUGCAAUGGUGAUUGUAUUGUUGAUAAUACUAAAAAUGUCCGGUUUUCUGCAAUUAAUGUUGAAUCAUCAUAUCAAGAUAGUCAAAGCAGGAAUGAAAUUGAUCCAUUUACUAUUUAUCCUGGUAAUAAUCAUUUUGAUUCUAGAAUAAAUGCUAUUAAGAAAUUGGAGCAUACAAUUAAAGUAUUUCUUGUUGAGAUACACGGUGCAGAUUACAUCAAUAAGGAGAGAUUUCAUUCCGUUGAAAAUCUAAAUUACAAGAAUCAGUAUGAAUUGCAGAAUGUGAGGUCACAUGUUGGCACAAAUGAAGCUGUAAAUUCUAAUAUAAAUGACAAUUAUAUCUAUAACAAUAAUUUUAAUGGUGUUGAUUGCUGUUUUUGUUGUAUUGCAACUGAUCCACAUCCAAACAUUUUUCCUGUUUGGCUCGGUUUUGGAAAUAGUGGAUGUUGCGAUGGUAAUGAUAAUAACUGUUGUGGAGAUUGCGAUUGUGGAGGUUGUGAUUGUGGAGGUUGUGAUUGUGGAGAUUGUAUUUGUUUAGAUUGUAUUUGUGGAAGUUGUGAUUGUGUAGGUGUAGAUUGUGUUGGAUGUUGUUUAUGAGUCUGCAAACCACUUAUUCUUCCAUACAUAUAAACUUCCAAAAAGUAUUACUU